Bacillus rossius redtenbacheri is the source of this 1527-nucleotide messenger RNA. RefSeq lists its product as uncharacterized. Bases 53 to 1399 code for a protein of 448 amino acids. Gene Ontology annotation, molecular function: sequence-specific DNA binding. Lineage: Eukaryota; Metazoa; Arthropoda; Insecta; Phasmatodea; Bacillidae. The record is from RefSeq and is a predicted model, not a curated record. The transcript has 3 exons.
CCUCUGGGUUUACCGCGAGGCGCGCUGGGAGCUGGAGGCGGCAGGCAGGACCAUGGAGGCGGCUGGAGGCGGCCAGUGUGUGUGUCGGCGUGGCGCGGGACGCAAGGAGUCAUGCGAGGAGAUGCCCCAGAUGGUGCCCGUGUCCGGGCUGAGCCCCGCGCCCUGUGACUACGCCCACUUCGCCGCCGACAGCUUCGACCUGUCCCUGCUGGAGUGCGGCGCCGGGGACGGCGAGGUGCCCUACUCGCCCACCAGCAUCCACCAGCUGCUGUCGCUGUUCGCCGAGCAGCCGUGCUCGCCGCCACUCAUGUUCCACCCGCCGGCGCGCGUCAAGGACGAGCCGCUGGAGUCCCUUGAGUCCCUGGAGUCCCUGGAGUGCCUGGAGCCGCCCGCCGAGGACCACCGCCUGCUACGCGAGGUGCUCAGGGACACCAGCUUCCAGCGGCGACACAACGUGCGCGCUCUCGACCUCGAGACGCUGGCCCGCCGCGCCCAGGACCUGGUCCGGGAGGAGGCGGAGGAUCGCCUGUACCUUUCCCCCGGGGCCUUCCAGCGGGGACAACACCCUCUGGACCCCGUGAAGGGAGAAGUGGAGGACCGUCAGUACCUGUCUCCCGAGGCCUUCCAGCGGCGACAGCAGCCCCAGGACCCGGUGAAGGGAGAAGUGGAGAACCGGGGGUACCUGUCCCUGGAGGCCUUCCAGAGACGACACCACCCUCUGGACUCGGUGAAGGGAGAAGUGGAGGACCACCAGUACCUGAGCACGGCCUUCCAGAGACAACAGCCCCAGGACCCGGUCAAGGGAGAAGUGGAGGAACGCAUGUACCUGUCCCCCGGGGCCUUCCAGCGGCAAGAACACUCUCUGGACCCGGUCAAGGGAGAAGUGGAGGAACGCAUGUACCUGUCCCCCGAGGCCUUCCAGAGACAACAACCCCCUGUGGACCCGGCGAAGGGACAGGCGCUGGUGCCCCAGGCCAUGGACGUCGAGCCGGAGGACGAGUCUGGCCCGCUGAAGGAGGAGGCGCUGUCUCCCGGGUCCUCGCAGCAGGACUGCCUGGAGCACAUGGAGCCCGUGCUGUCGCUGGCCAUCCAGCAGCUGCAGAGAGACGUGGACGACACUUGCAGCGUGCUGGGCAUCGCCUCGGACCCGGGCCAGUGGACGGUGGACGACGUCAAGGCGUGGCUGCUGUGGACGCUGCGCCAGUACAACCUGCCCAUGAUCCCCAUGGACUACUUCGCGGUGGACGGGGUCACGCUGUCCGCCCUCAGCGAGGAGGAGUUCCAGCAGAGGAGCCCGCAGGUGAGCCGUCUGCUCGCCCGACAAGUGCCACCAACACCGAGACGUGCUCCGCAUUCGGCGGUUACAAACCAGCGAUCCGUAACGGCCCACGAGACUUGAGCCACGGGCACGCUACCACUGAAUAACCAACGUGUGUGUGUCAAAUAAACUAUUUUAUCCGUGGGAAUAUGAAGAAUUUGUUGCAAAGAUAAAUUAAAUAUGCUUUGGGGCAUUAAAAAUAUCAGUGA